AUGGCUUUUCAAAAAUCGCCCGAUGCCUCCAACGCCACGAGGAAAAACCCCAGCCUGCUGGAGAUAGGAGCCUUGUGCUUGGACUCGGAGAUCAUCUUCGGCUUCACCAGCCACCUCCUGCUCAGGAAAGCCAAGGACCCACGAUUAUCAGCUUUAAUUUUUGACAAGCUUCAAGUGCCUGACUAUUUGCAGAAAAACAGGAAUGAAGGAGAGAGCAGAUGCGAAACUUGUGCCACUCACUUGAAUCAGCUGAAGCAGGAAGCCAUUCAGAUGAUGCACACUCUCAAUCAAGCCAGCUACCCAGAAAUGCCUGACCUCCCGCCCGGCACCGGGGCAGUGACCAGCAUGGUACCCAGGAUGGUCACGGUCUCUUCCCAGAGAGACCUGCCGCUCAUUGCUGGGCAGGUGGGCAGGCAGCCUGGAAAGUCGCCGAAUCUCUUCUCUGGGGCAGAGCGGAAGAAGGGACUUGGAUGGUCUCAAGGCGCAGGCAGUUUUCCGAACUCCAGCGUUCAAGUCACGGUGGCCCCCAGCGGUCUCAGCGGUGCUCUCAGCUCGGUCACCAUCCAAGCUCAGCAGUACCUCGAGGGCAUGUGGAGUAUCUCCAGAGUGAACAGCUUCCUGCCUCAGGCUUGUCUAGCAGAAACAGCACUGGAGAGUGGCCGGGAUGGUCCCAAUGUUCAGAUCAGCUCAGGGCAGAACAACUCGGACCCCACGGGAGCAGGCAGUUCAGCAGCCUCCCAGAGCCUGGUUGCUCCAGCCGGGGUCUCGGCGGGUACCUCAGCUGCAGCUUCGUUCUUCAUAAGAGCAGCACAGAAGCUUAACCUGUCUUCGAAGAGAAAGAAAUACCAUCCGCCCCUGCCACACACACACGACUUCUCUAUUUAUGCUACUAACUUUAGUGGCAUCCUGCAGCUCUGUCCUCCCCCAGCACCACCAUGCCUUCUGAGAGCUGUGUCCAAAAUCAAGGACAACCCUGGCAUUGGAAAGGUGAAAGUGAUGGUAAGGAUUUGUCCCUCUCAAGGAGCACAUGAAACAUCUGAAUCCAUGUCCUUCCUAAAGGUAGACCCGCGAAAAAAGCAAAUCACGUUUUAUGAUCCAGCGGCAAGUGGGCCUUCCAAUGCAGGUCACAGGAGGGGCGUUGUUGCUGUCCCAAAGAUGUUCGCCUUUGAUGCGGUUUUCCCCCAGGAUGCUUCGCAGGCUGAGGUAUGCUCUGGAACAGUAGCAGAAGUAAUCCAGUCUGUUGUGAAUGGUGCAGAUGGUUGCAUAUUUUGCUUUGGUCAUGUCAAGCUUGGAAAAUCUUUUACCAUGAUUGGGAAAGAUAACUCUACGCAAAGCCUUGGUAUUAUCCCCUGUGCAAUUUCUUGGCUCUUCAAAUUAAUCAAUGAACGUAAAGAAAAAACUGGGACUCGUUUCUCUAUUAGAGUAUCUGCUGUGGAGAUCAGUGGCAAAGAUGAAAACCUUAAGGAUUUGUUAGCUGAAGUAGCCACUGGCAGCCUUCAGGAUGGCCAGUCUCCCGGGGUUUAUCUGAGAGAAGAUCCAAUAUGUGGAACCCAGCUUCAAAACCAAAGUGAGCUGAGGGCCCCAACAGCAGAGAAAGCUGCGUUUUUCCUUGAUGCUGCAAUUGCUGCCAGAAGUACCAGCAAACCUGAAUGCGAGGAAGAAGAUAGGAGGAAUUCACAUAUGCUCUUUACUCUUCACAUAUACCAGUAUCGCAUGGAGAAGAGUGGCAAAGGAGGAAUGUCUGGAGGACGCAGCCGUUUGCAUCUCAUUGAUCUGGGGAGUUGUGAAAAAGUGCUGAGCAAGAGCCGAGAUGGAGGAGGCUCUCUGUGUCUGUCUCUCUCUGCCCUGGGCAAUGUAAUUUUGGCCUUAAUUAAUGGUGCUAAGCAUGUGCCAUAUAAGGACAACAAGUUGACAAUGUUGUUGAGAGAAUCACUUGGGAACAUCAACUGCAGAACUACUAUGAUUGCGCAUAUUUCUGACUCCCCAGCCAAUUAUGCAGAAACUCUCACCACCAUUCAGCUUGCAUCGCGAAUUCAUCGAAUGAGAAAGAAGAAAUCCAAGUAUGCAUCCAGCUCGUCCGGAGGUGAGAGUUCAUGUGAAGAAGGACAUGUCCGACGACCGCCCCAUUUGCGACCAUUCCACCCACGAACUGUUGCCCUUGACCCUGACCUUCCUGUCCUGAGUAUAUCUAGUGAUCCUGAUUAUUCCUCCAGCAGUGAACAGUCUUGUGAUACUGUCAUCUAUGUUGGUCCCAAUGGCGCAGCUUUGUCUGACAGGGAAUUGACAGAUAAUGAAGGUCCUCCGGAGUUUGUUCCCAUAAUCCCAUCCCUAAACAAGAAGAGAAGUAAAGACAAUUCUGCUACUGGUAGGAGUUCUGACAAGGACCAUUUUAAAUGCAACACUUUUGCUGAACUGCAAGAAAGGUUAGAAUGCAUUGAUGGAAGUGAGGAACCCAUCAAAUUUGCUUGUGGAGAAAUCUCUGUUGUGUCCAAUUGUAGUCCAGUCCCUGGAGGUACAGAAAACGCACAGUCUAAACUUACAAAGGAAAAAAUAUCUUCUCCUUCUGGAGGAUUUAAGAAACCAGUUCCACAAGAAACUGCAUCUCCGAAAAAAGGACAUAACCUUCCUUUCCAGGCUGUUGCACCAAGGGGUGGCAAUGGCAAUUGUCAUGAAAAGAGCACACCUCACUUGAAACCAGAGCUUUCCAAGCCACAGAGCAGAGCUGACAACAAAAUAACAGACUCGAUACUGGAGGGAGAGAGAGAGACAAUCACCGAUUCCAUGCAGUCCUUAAGGUAUAGCCCUUCAAGGAAUCCGGAGCAGAAUAAGGCUACAGCUGAAUGUGUCAUUAAGGAAAAGUCCUUGUACAUGAAGAGACCCUUGCCAAGCCCAGCACCUCCACCUCCACAGCAGAAAGAGCACAUACCGAGCUCCAAAGCUGAGAAUUUGGAGCUGGACAAUGGCAAUGCAGUUCGGACUCCUCCUGUGGGAAUGAGCAAGCAGAUGGGAAACAAACCUGAGCAAAACCCUGUAGGAAGCACGUUCCUGCUUGGUAGCAAUGCCCAGAAUCAGUCAGGUGCGAUAGAGGUACACAGCUUCAGGUCAGCAUUCAGAGGGAAAUGUUUUGAUCGGGAUAUACUAACUACCACGGUGACUUUGCAGCAGCCUGUUGAGCUGAAUGGAGAGGAUGAACUUGUUUUCACUGUGGUGGAAGAACUGUCCAUUAGUGGGAUUAUGGAUAAUGGAAGACCUUCCAGUAUCAUUAGCUUUAACAGCGACUGCUCCCUUCAGGCUCUUGCAUCGGGUUCGAGGCCGGUCAGUAUUAUCAGCAGUAUAAAUGAUGAGUUUGAUGCUUAUACCUCACAGGAGACUUCUACUGGUGUAAAUAUUGAUAUUGUUGUGCCCUUUGCUAAGGAUCCCUUUACCAGCAGCAGACGUUCCUCCAUCAGUUCGUGGCUUAGUGAAGUCAGCAUCUGUACAAUCGAAAGUGAUGGAGCCCAGUCUAGUGACAGUUUUGUCGCACAGUCAUCUUACAGCUGUAAUAAGUCCGAGGAACCCUUCAACUUGGAUUCAUCCCAUUUGUCCGUCCCCCUAAAGAGCGCUCUGAACGACAGUGGAUUUUGCUUCUCUGAACUGGAGAGUGAGAGCUUGACCUCCAGCAAGCUCUCCUCGGGCAUCAGCAAAAGCCCUCAAACCUCUGAAACUACCAAAGCAUCUCAGAUAAAAAGUGCUUUUUGUGUCACUGAUCAGCCCGUAAAAAUAAAAUUUAGUAAUUCUCGCGAUACACCUGUGAUAGAAACAAUACAUUCUAGUCUUCCUAGGAAAACAAAAACUACCUCGUCUCCAAUCCACAAUAAUAAUGUCCUCAGCUAUAAAGAGCUGCAGAAUCCACAUGGUAUAUUUGAAGAUCCCUGGCUGUUGCGCACUGAUUAUCAGUUGGAAGCAAAACCUGCAGACUCACUGCUGUCUCCAAAAUCUCAUGCAUUUGGUACUGAGAAGCAGCCAGGAAAAGCUGCCCAGUAUUUUGGUGCAGCACCCAGGCCAACCAAGUCGCAGACUAUGCUUGCCUGUUCGCAGAGGGUUGUGGAUGGUUGUGAGAUGGCCUGCAGAUCCUCUAGCGGAGCUACAAAGAAGUCAGAAAUUCCGAUGAAGAUGCCACAGCUGAAGAGAGGAGCCACCACGCUGGGAGUGAUGCCAGUGUCACACGCUAACAGUACUUUGUCAGAGUCUGUGUCCCGAGGGAAUAUGGAUGCUUCCUUGGCCACUGGCAGCUUGAAAUCAUCACUGGGAAAGAAGAGCGCACCACAGAAGUCGACCAUGUUGCCCAGGCCAGGUGGGCCAACACCUCCAACACCUCCUGUACGCAAAUCGAGCCUGGAACAGAAACCCGUUGGUCUGGGUAGUGGUGGGGGAAAAGCCUCCAGCCUGGACUUCACCAGAGCUGCCACGCCAAAGGCUGAAGACGAAGCGGAUUUGAGCAGCAAAAUGAACCUGAAGGGCGACCACUCGUUGCCCAAGAUGACAUCCAGCUUAAAGGCGAAGGCAUCGAAGAGCGAAGCCGUGCACCGUUACGGGAGCCACAUGUCCCUGGAGAGGUGUGACAGCCUGACGUCAGUCGGAUCCAAAGCAAGCAUGGCGAGGGAGAAUGGGAGCACCAGCAACAGCCGGGCAGGGCGCUCCGUCCCCAGGCUGGGUGUCCCCCCUGUUGCCUCCGGUGUGGGUUUACCACCGCCCUUCACCGCCGCCGCACCUGGCAAAAACAGCCAGGCAAAACCCACAGCUAAUCAGAAGGUGCAAGCGAAUGGGAAUAAAAACCGGGGCCUCUCUGCCAGUGGUUCGAAGUCUCUCAGUUCCUCUGUGAAGUCCCUGGCGCAGCCCGCAGGGAAGGGCUCUGGCAUGGCCCCUGGCGGGAAGGCAGCCCCCCGCUCCGUGCAGCCCGUCAGUGGCAAACCCGGCCGAGGGACCAUCAUGGGGACCAAGCAGGCCAUGAGGGCGGCCAACAGCCGCGUCAACGAGCUGGUGUCGGGCGGCUCUGCCAAGGUGGGCCACUUCCGAGGCUCCACUGACUCUGACAGUGGCAACGACAGCGGCAUCAACCUCAGUGACGAGAAGUCUCAAAUGCCGGUGCUGCCUUCUCCAUACAGCAAGAUAACGGCGCCCCGGCGGCCUCAGCGGUACAGCAGCGGGCACGGCAGUGACAACAGCAGUGUCCUAAGUGGGGAGCUGCCGCCGGCCAUGGGGAGGACGGCUCUGUUCUACCACAGCGGGGGCAGCAGCGGCUAUGAGAGCAUGAUUCGGGACAGCGAGGCCACCGGCAGCGCCUCCUCGGCGCAUGACUCCAUGAGUGAAAGCGGGAUGUCAUCACCGGGCCGGAUGAGGAGCCUCAAGUCCCCCAAGAAACGAUCGACAGGUCUCCAGCGUCGCAGACUGAUUCCUGCUCCGUUGCCAGAUGCUGCCUCCCUAGGAAGAAAACCCAGCGUUACUGGCCAAUGGGUUGAUCUACCACCUUUGCCAGGCACUUUAAAAGAGCCAUUUGAAAUUAAAGUUUAUGAGAUUGAUGAUGUGGAACGAUUACAGCGACACAGACAAGAGGAAACUGAGCCUUUCCAGGAUGUUGAGAAGGGUCUGAUGUAUUUCCAUACCAAGCUGAAGAUACUAGAAAGGCGCCAGCAGCGAAUCAGAGAAGUAAAGGCAAAGCAUGAAUUUUUGAAGGAAGAGUUGGAAGAGACAAAGUGCAGGUUGAUGAUGGAUCCAAAUAAAUGGAAAGAAGACUUUGAAGUGGAUCCUGAUCUCGAUAAGGAGUCGCAGGAGUACCUGGAGGCACUGGAACAAGUGACAGAGGAACUGGAGCAGUGUGUUAAUCUGUGCAAGUCGCAUAUCAUGAUAGUGACGUGUUUUGAUAUUGGAAUAACAGAUGCACAAGAUGGAGUAAGGGAAGUGGAGGUUUGA
Messenger RNA from Charadrius vociferus (killdeer), 5949 nucleotides. It is a transcript of the gene KIF26A, whose product is annotated as kinesin family member 26A. Bases 1 to 5949 code for a protein of 1982 amino acids. Gene Ontology annotation, molecular function: microtubule binding; ATP binding; microtubule motor activity. The record is from RefSeq and is a predicted model, not a curated record. NCBI's taxonomy places the organism in Eukaryota, Metazoa, Chordata, Aves, Charadriiformes, Charadriidae. Gene Ontology annotation, biological process: microtubule-based movement. The transcript has 16 exons.